Syngnathoides biaculeatus (alligator pipefish) is the source of this 4737-nucleotide messenger RNA. RefSeq names its product sorbin and SH3 domain-containing protein 1. The record is from RefSeq and is a predicted model, not a curated record. The coding region runs from base 468 to 4667 and encodes 1399 amino acids. The transcript has 28 exons. Gene Ontology annotation, cellular component: nucleus; cell-substrate junction; cytoplasm. Gene Ontology annotation, biological process: cell-substrate adhesion. NCBI's taxonomy places the organism in Eukaryota, Metazoa, Chordata, Actinopteri, Syngnathiformes, Syngnathidae. Gene Ontology annotation, molecular function: protein binding.
GCGAUUAACGACACAGUGCACAGGUCGGCAUGGUUGUUUUGGGAGUAUCAAUAUGGCGGAUGGCGACAACAGUUUUGGUGGCCAUUGAGCCACCCAGUCUUCUUUUUUUCGAUCAGUGGUCAGAAUCCUUGACGAUAGAAUAGAAAAGAUAAAGUUUCGCCACUUCCGGGAAACAGACGCUAACUUUCACAUUAAAAGAGCACGAGUGACGAAUGCUUUUGUGGUGAAGAGCUGGUGGUUCAAAUGUAGCUUGACGCAGCCGAGGUGGUCGCUCGGUAUGCUGCGCGUGCACGACGCGGGUAGGCGCGCGUGGACAGCAUCCGAGCACAGUGCAGAGUGCACGAGCCUUCACAACACUGGAUUAUUAUAAGCAAACACAGGGCUCCCCAGAAGAGGGCAGCGUGACACCAAACUCAUCUCCCAGUCCUCGGGCUGUGAGCGCCAUCAGGAUCACGCCUCUGUCAACCAUGAAAGGAUCCCCUGACCUGAUUCCUGCUGCAGGCCUGGACCCCAGUAGGGUGUGCAAGGGGAAAGGAGUAGUGACACUGAGAGCCACCCUUGUCCACGUAGAUGACGAAGGCGGCGGCAGCGCAGGAUCCAAUGUGGUCGCAAAACCAAGUGUCUGCUCAAGUCAGAUGAAUGGAGGCUUGGCUGAGGGCAUCGAUAACAUCACACCUGCUUUCCCUUCUGCAAAUUCCAGAGAAAGCAUAAAAGAAAAUCAGGCUCCAGCUAUAUGCGACAACAACAAUUGUUUCCCAUCAACCCCCAGCGCCAUCUAUCCGUCCACUACCGCUGUUAAUCCCACAAUAGUUCUGCUGCAACACAACAGAGAGCAGAAAAAGCAUCUUUCCCAUUUGGAAGACCCCACCCCGGAAAGAGACAAAUGUCCUGAUUCUGAGAGAGACUUGGUCACUUCAGUUGCAGACAUGGAUGGCAAAAGGCUGCGACUGUCGCCCCACUCCCCCGUCCUCAGUCCGCUCAACAAGCCUAUUGUGCCAGUGCGGAACACUGAAAAGUCCAAAGACUGGUACAAGACAAUGUUCAAGCAGAUUCACAGAAUACCAGAGCCUAAUGAGGAAAAUCCUUAUCGGCCCACCUACAUGUUUCCUGAAAACUAUGACAUUCACAUGAAAUCAAAAGAGAAUGGCCCAAAUCCUUUUGGCUACUUGGAAGAUGGUGUGUUGCGGUCUCAAAGUGAUGCAGAUGUUGGUUCAAGAUCAAGUUCAAUGCCAGUGCCGACACGAUCCUCAUCACUCAAGCCCUACUCUAAGAGAAAUGAGUGGGAGCCCCCGGAUAAAAAGGUAGACACCAGGAAGUACCGUGCCGAGCCUAAGAGCAUCUUUGAGUAUGAGCCGGGGAAAUCAUCGGUGCUGAAGCUGGAGAGAACGACUCAGGAUGUAUGUCCGGAAGAUGUAGAUUUAGAGAAUGAGCCGUGGUAUAAAUUCUUUUCAGAGAUGGAGUUUGACAAAGCGAGUGCCCCCUCCUUCAGCCCCCUGGAAACAGCCUCUGACCUGAAGAACUAUUCCUCAAGCAAGUCCGGACACAGUGAGGUGGAGAAAGAUGGAGGCUCAUCAGAAAAUGAGCCUGUGGCUCCAGACUGUGACCGUCAUGUUUACAAGACCGUUCUGGAAGGUGGUGACAUUCCCUUGCAAGGCUUACGAGCCUUAAACAAGCGGCAUGGCAGCUCAUCCUCCUCUAAAGUGGAUUAUAAAGGUGGGAAUGGCUGUAUAGAUUCACCCUGCUCCUCUAAAAAUAGUCAAUCAGUUCUUGCCAGUAAUGCAAUAGCUAACCAAUGCAAGCAUAAGAAGCCUCUUUCUGCAGCCAAAGCCUGUAUACCCCAAAUCCUGCCCUCCAAGUUCAAGCCCAAGUUGCUGCCUCCUGGUGGUGACGUCCAGGAAAGCAGCACACUUCCUGUAAGGAAACUGAAGGCGCACAGCUGUGAGGAUCUGUACUCGAGUGCAUGUGAUCGUGACAAAGCUGGGACAGAGGUGAGGGAGAGGGACCAAUGUUCAGACUCCUGUGCAGAUGGCCUCAAACACGUUUCCCCUGGAGUCAAGAGGAGCACGACAGGGUUUUCUAGCCUGUACAGGAUCAUGCAUCACAUCCACCGGCCCAGAUCUGUGGGCUCCAGCCCACAAGGCAGCGUCCGCAGCCUGGCUUAUCUCUUUGAAGGGGCAAACGAGAACGGGAGUGAAAAGUCAGAGGUUGACGAUGGGGGUAACAUAUCACGGGACACUGUUUUGUCACGGGUCACUGAGUUUGAAAUGUUCAUUCAACAGUCCAGUUUAACACCCAGUCGUUCGUCCUCGUUGCCCACACUGAGCUCCAACUAUAGCCAUACCCAAGAACACUGUGUCCCCCUCUACAUGCCCUCCGCGGUGUCAGCCGAGAGCCUUUUGGGUGUAGACAACUCUCAGACGGAUAUCUGUUCCCCUGUGGAGGCAGGUGGAAAUCCCUUGUCACGAGGCAGUCAAACCGUGGAGGAAGUAGUCUCUCCCACAGAAGAUGGAGGCCAGGUCAGGGCUGAGUUGACCUCUUCCAUGGAUCCUGAGGUUGUACAGAUCUUCAAGAAGAGCUCCAUUGAACAGACCCACUCUGCUCUCAGUGUAACAAAGAAUCCCUCCAGCCUGCCUCCAGUGUCUUUCCCACUGCACCACCACCACCUGCACCAUCUGAAUCACCAUCACUUCCCCCUUAAGCCCACCAAAUGCAAAGGCUCCUGCCCAGCUUCCUACACCCGCUUCACUACGAUUCUUAGGCAUGAGAGACAACAGGCCACAGCCCAGCAAGAGAAACCACCACCAGCAGAGAAGAAGACCAUGCUGCCAGGGAAUCUCUUGCUCAUGGGCCCUGCCCCUUUCAGGUUACGAAAGAGCCUCCACUUCCAGCAGCCUCGGAGGACGCUUUCAGCCACUAAAGUGGUAACAGGCUUUCAGAGACCCCACAGCACAUUUCCUGAACCCAGACCUCUCAUACCUCAGCGUCUUUCGUCACUGGAGGUCUUGGAGAGGCUCAGUAACGGGGAAGGAGACAACUGUGAGCAGCUGAGUCAUGCACAGGGCUUGGAUGCCAACGGGAACCUUCUGCAGCCGCUGGCAGCUCACCACAGAGAUUCAUCCCCAGCACACGGAGAGAGCCAGGAUGAGGUGCUGAGGAGGCGUCAUGGCGACAAAGAGAAAAUGUUGGAGGAACAGCGGCGGCUCAAGCGGGAACAGGAAGAGGCUGAUAUAGCAUCGAGGCGUCACACUGGCAUUGUCCCAACACAUCACCAGUUCAUCACCAAUGAGCGCUUUGGAGACCUGCUCAACAUCACAGAUAACACAGAGAAACGGAAAUCGGGUACUGAGAGAACUCCAGCUAUGGCACGCUUCGACUUCAGAGCAGAAACUCUAAAGGAAUUACCAUUUCAGAAGGGAGACAUUGUGUACAUCAUUAGACAAGUGGAUCAGAACUGGUAUGAAGGCGAGCAUCAUGGAAGAGUUGGGAUUUUCCCUCGAAGCUAUGUUGAGCUCCUGCCCCCCACAGAGAAAGCACAGCCUAAGAAAAGUGUCCCAGUCCAGGUGUUGGAAUACGGAGAUGCUAUAGCCCGCUUUAACUUCACAGGGGACACGGUGGUGGAGAUGUCUUUCAGAAAGGGAGAAAGGAUCACGCUGAUUCGGAGAGUGGAUGAGAAUUGGUAUGAAGGCAAAAUCGCAGGCACAAACCGCCAAGGCAUCUUCCCCGUCACCUACGUCGAAGUGCACAAACGGCCGCGUGUCAAGAACGGCCUGGAUUACCCAGACCCUCCUCUCUGCUCCUCGCCACAACGCAGCACCAAUGCCUCCCCUCAGUUGUAUCGUAAUCGCCUGACCACCUCGCCCCUGCCCCUCCCUCGCUCCCCCUGCCGCUCCGUGUCCCCUGAGGUCCACGCUGUCUCCUCUGAGUGGAUCUCUCUGACCGUUGGAGGUGGAAGCCCACCUGCCGCCCCGACGCCCCCCUUGCCUCCUCUGCCUACUGUGUCUUACCGCUGCGGCGAGUACCUGCCCCCACCUUUUUCUGCCAGCCCUGUGCCUCCCAUCACCGGCAGUCCUUACUGCAUCUCCCCCAUGACUUCGCCAUCUGCCUCCCCUCUGCCACCGCCGUACCCACCGAGGCCCAACUCCGCCACUCCUUUCCUCACUUUUACUCCUCCUCAGGGGGAGGGGUUUCUGCUCUUCCCACCCUCAUCACAUCUGUCACGUAGCAUGAGCCCCUGUGGUGGGCCAGUGUUGGAAGGCUGGCUUAGGGCAGAGGGUGAAGGUGCUGAGGGGAAAGGGGGCAGUAGCUGUACUGCCCAGGGGAACAGACAAAAUAGCCCUGCAGAGCUUGUACGGAAUGACGUUGAUCAUCACGGCCGGAACUCCAGAAGCCCCGUGAUGCUGUUUGAUAUCCAAGAUAACAACAACGUGAACUCAUUUGCACAACCCCUGUCCCACAGCUGCAGCCCAGAGCCAAGCCGUCUCAACUGUGGAAUUUUCCAAGCUCUGUACAGUUACGCACCAGAGAACGAAGACGAGCUGGAGCUGCAGGAGGGAGAUCUCAUCAGCGUCAUGGAGAAGUGUGAUGAUGGCUGGUUUGUUGGUACCUCAAAGAGGACAAAUCAGUUUGGUACUUUCCCUGGGAAUUACGUAAAGGAGGUGAAUCCGUAACGUGAAUGAACCUCAGCACACUUGCGUGUCAAACGAUGGACAUCAGGCAUGGCCGAGUAGUCGUUUAGUC